UUGCUCUCAGAGUGCGCAAAUCCUACAGCCGUCUGUUUUCUGUGCUCGUGAGAUCCACUUUAAAAUCACGUUUAUUUAACCCUCCCCGCCGUGAACCACGAGUCACUAAUCAUGCACAGACGUGCACCAGCGUGCUUUUUAGUCCAUAUUUCUUGGCGGAUUACAGCUGCACGCCGCCCCACCCCUUAACAAACAACAUCAUCACUACCACUGUACCUAAAUCAGGAAGCACCGACACGUUUUUCUUUUUUUCCCUUUUUUGUUUUCUUUCCGUUUUUUUUCGUAACGGAGACACUUUGGUGAUUACAGCAACUGCGAACCAUAAAGGGGGAAGAAGGCGUUAUCUUCGAUGCUGCUGACGACCACCGGUGACCACUACUAAAAGAAGACUGACACUUUGUUUCAUCCAGUACAAGGCACAGCUGUGGAUGCAUUUGACACAGUCUAACCGGAGAAGGGCUCUGUUAGCAGCAUGGGACAGCAUCUAGGAAAGAAGGAGCCCCACACAGACGGCAAGGCUCCGUCACCUGAACCCAAAGAAACGGCAACGCCAGUAGCAGAACCUGAACAACAAGAUGAAGUCUUUGGCCUGAGUGAGGCAGAUGCGAACCAGAACAAUGGCUGCGUCUUGGAGAAGCCAGCGGUGACUGACUCCACAGACCCCCACCAGAGUUGGAGCCCCGCCAGCACAGCUGACCCUGACGCUGCCACACCACGCCCCCACCUGGUCCGCCUCUUCUCCCGAGAUGCCCCGGGCCGAGAGGACAACACCUUCAAAGACCGACCCUCCGAAUCGGACGAGCUGCAGACCAUCCAGGAGGACAGCGGAGCGGCUUCAGAGUGCGGGUCGGAGAGCCAAGAACAGGACCUAGAUUAGGCUAGCUUUUUUUUUUUCCUCCCCUCCCUUUCCUCUAUUUUUUUUUCUUUUUCCUCCUCUGUCCACUCUCAUUUAAGAGAGACACAAGAACCCCUCAUUUGACAAACACAAGCGUAAUACCAACUGCUAAUACAACCAUGGCAUCCGCAAGCAGCUCUGCACAGGCCGCCUUCGGCCUGGGUCGGAGGAAGAAGAACCCCGGCCUCCUGGAUCAGAUUGGAAAGUUCUUUGGAGGGGACAAGAAGAGGAAGGGCAAGGUGAGGAAACCAAGAGAUUCAGUCCUUAUGUACCUUAGUUUGUUCUGCUGAGUGGCUCCCAGAACCACUUUUUACUUGUGAUUCGCUAACACACGUUGUAAGAAUCUGUUGUCAGAUAUCUGUCAUGUAGAAUAGUGUUGGUUUUACUGUUGAUUUUAUGUUAAACCAAAGUCUGACAUUGUCUUGCGAUUCACAUUAACUAGCUGAUCCUGAAUCGACACUGGAUAAUGACUUUGGGCAGGGGUUAUUUUCUUCGUUUUUUUUGUUUUAAUUAUAAAAACGCUGUGAUUUUGACCCAUUUAAGAAUAUUUCUUUAUUCUGUUUAUUUGAGUGGUACUGACAUUAAUAGCAUUUUCCUCUUCAGUCAGAUCUAAAUCUCUAGAUGUAAUGUUUUAGUGUUUCACAUGUUGCUGUCAUUAAGCUUGUUGUUAAUUGGAACGUCUUGUCAAACUGGAGAACAGCUCAGUUCAGGUACUUUUUGCAAUGAUGGUGAUGAUAAGCUCGGAAAUUCACCUCCUUAUAUGUAAUACUGGUUCAUUAUUAUUAUUUUCUGAAUUUUAUAGAGGCUUUGAGUACUCUUGCAGCGUCUUCGCAAGGAGUCUUUUAGACUUUUUUUGUUUUUUUUAAGCUAUAAUUUGAUAAGCGAGCCACAGGGAGGUACUUCACUACUGUUUGCACGGUGCCACAGUCUGCUAAGUCACUUUCAAAGUUGAGGAUGAAAUGAUGCUACAACUGAUCAAACAAGUAGUAAAUGUACAGUGUAUUAGCAUAUAAAUAAGUAUAUUAGUGUAGGAGCUUAAUAUCAUCCCAGGUUUGGGAAUAUACAAGUCUGCAUCCUAUUAAGAAAGAACAGGCUUAUCUGGCAGGCGAGCGAUUAUGAAGCAUCUGAGCCUGCGCUGCUUUCUAAUAACCAUGUACUGCGAUGCUGUUGAGAUGACCUCCUUUAUAAACGGUAGUAAAUCUUUAACAGUAUUCCUGUGAGGCCCACUUUGUUCAAAAAAUUAAGAAGAGAAUCCCAAACGUUAGUGUCUGCCAAUAGUCUGAACAUUUGUGAUAGCAAAUGUUGCAUUUAUUCUCCUGGCACCGGUCUUGGCAGCGUUGCCACUGCUCAGCUGGCUCCACUCGCUUUCGGUCCAUUCAGCGAUGCCCUCUGGAGGUGGUGACGAAAUAGAAAAUUCUAAUCUGGUUUAUGAGCGCAGAGAGUUUACCACACAGUGCUGAGUAUAUCUGCUUGUCCUGAUGAUGCUACUGCAGCAAGCUGAGCCUGCAAUGUAGUUCCCUGAGAAAGAAGAAAUGGAAGUGCGCUUGAUCUGGAUGAUCCAUCACGAGUCACGUCUACUCGCUGUGACAGCUGUCUGAAAACAUAAUAAUAGUUUGAAAGGACUCAUAUGGUAUGGCGAGCUUAUUCCUGCGGGCAACAGUAUCUCUCUGAUUGUAUGCUUUUUCCUUUUGUAAAGCUCUUCUAACCCCGCAGAGUGCUAAUCAGAGUGCUUUGGCACAUAAUAAUUGCAGAGAAAUCAUUGAACAGCAUGAAAAUAUGCAUUUUUUCCCUUUGCCUUAUGCCAACCAUGAAAUGGUUUUCAGUGUAAGAUUCAGGAUAAAAUGGAGUUUUAUUUAUAUAUGUCACAAUUCUUUUUUCCCUAGCCUGUUGAGCUGAUCAGACAUUGUUUUGCUUUGGAAAAAAUCAGGGAACGUGUCAACACAACAAAUUAUGAAGCGUUCAUGUAAUGUCAGCUCUUAAUUCGCUGCAGUGUUUGAUUUUUCUCAUUCUUGCCGUGGCCAUGAAAUUGUAUCUUGUUCCUCGUAUUGAUGGCAAGUUUACAAAAGACAAACUAUAAAUAUAUAUUUGUGUUCACCGAGGAUUUGCCUUCAAAUGAACGAGUGCUCACAUCUCAAGUAAAUGACAGGUUCGUCUCACCUCUGUUGCCUCUAGCAAAACAAACACCGUAAAAAAAAAAACAACAAAAAAACAAACCUGCACUAAUUUUUGGCUGCAAACAUUUAUUUUUCCAGAAAGAUUUCCUCUUAAAGACAGAUAUUUUUGAAUCUCAGUAUCUAGUCUGUGUGCACAGAUUCUCCACAGACAUCCCUGAUGCAUACUUUGACUUGGAGGCUGCAGUAUUAGUAAGACAGAUUGUCUCAGUGUUUCUCGUUGGAUUGUGAAUAUGCAUGCUUAUUUCAGUAGAGUUGAAUUGUUUUCAUACCGGCAGAUGUGGAGUCAUUUGCACACUGAUCCCUCGUGCUUAUUAACGUCCUUUCUGUCUCAUUUAUUUACAUAUUUUUCAAUCUAAACCUGAGUCGGGGCUUUGAGAAGAUGUAAAGACCGUCCGCAAGUAGUUUAAAGUUGUGAGAAGACGCCAUAAAAGACAAACUCAGGUUUUAGGACACAAUACAACUGCAGUUAAUCUGCAUCUGAAUAGUAACGGGCUUUUGAUUAUUUCAAACAGUGAUAAUGAUGUGCUAAUUGGAGGGAAAAUUACGUUUGCAUGAGCAUUAGCUAUUCAAGCAGAAAUGAAGACUCAUAAAGAACUGAGAAUAAUUAUGAAGUCUUAAUUUGCCUCCUAAUUUGUUGAAUGGCAUGCACAGUGAGUCAUAUUCUAGUGCAGGAGUAGUGUCAGGCUUUUUACAGCACAGCUCACGGUUGGAGCCCAAUGCUUUGAGGACUCAUAUAAUGCCAGUGUCUUGGGAUGGGGGAGAGGGGAUCUGCGACCCCCUGUCUCAUCGCUUUGCUCACCUCAGGUUCUCAUGUCUUUGAUUCAGUCUGAGAGUUUAUUUGAAACAACAGUGGCCCAGCAAUUAUCCACUGCUGUGUAAUGCCUUUGUAAUAACUGUAUCUGCUGUGACCGGUGACCUGUUCCUAACCUGAUCCUGUUUUAAGCUUUUUGGAUAUUUGCUUGAUUAAAACUCUUUAACAACA
Oreochromis aureus is the source of this 4051-nucleotide messenger RNA. RefSeq names its product myelin basic protein-like. The record is from RefSeq and is a predicted model, not a curated record. The transcript is spliced from 4 exons. Bases 473 to 877 code for a protein of 134 amino acids. Gene Ontology annotation, molecular function: structural constituent of myelin sheath. NCBI's taxonomy places the organism in Eukaryota, Metazoa, Chordata, Actinopteri, Cichliformes, Cichlidae.